AUGGGCUUCAGCAACCGGGUGCAGGCCGCCAUCACCAAGGCGCAUCUCAGGGCCUUUGAUGAGUUCAGGGCUCUGCCUGACCCCCCUGUGUACACCUUGGAGCUCGGUAUAGCGAAUGCUGAUGCUUUGGCUGCUCCUCCCCCCAUGGAUCGGGGCAGGAGGAGCGCAAGGGAGGUUAACUGCGAUUCCUCGGCGACCCCGCCGUCCCGGAGGGGGAGGAAGAGGAAGGAGGAGGUCCAGGAGGCCGAUUCCGAUGAGGACUGGGACCCGCGCAAGAAGGGUGCCAGUGACUCUGAUACUGAUGUGGACAUUGGGCGUAGGAGGGCCCGGAGGGGCAGGGGUAGCAGUAGCGCCGCACCACGCAGUGGCGGAACCGGGAGGCCACGUGGGAGGCCUAGGAAAACGGAUUCUGCUGCGAAGCCCUCACAGCCUGCAAAGGUGAAGGAUGAGGAGGUGGAAGAGAAAAUAGAGUAUCCAUCGGCCGCCGAAUUGUUGCUUCAGCUUACAUCAGUUGCUUCCGAUCCGUUCAAUUUCAAGGGUUAUGAUUCUGUGGAUGUGAUCUUUAGCUUCUUCUCAAAACACAAGGACUCGAAAGCGCCGAGCGAGUUGAAUGAUAAAGAGCUCUUGGAGAUAUUUGGUGGUAAGAAAGGAAGGAAAAAGUCCGUUGGAAGUUUUACCAAGGCGAAACAUGAGAUUGAGGCAGAACAAUUGGAGUUGGAGACAGUGGAUGGCCAGAGGGGCAGGAGGAAAUCCGCGGGGGGCAUCUACUCGGCUCGAAAGGCGGAAGAUUCUUACUGGUGUGACAUUAUCAUCAGCGAUUUCGACGAUGGAGAUACAUCAAGUGAUUAUGAAGGCCGCAAAAGGAAGCGGGUGUCUCAGAAUAGGAAUGGCAAUAAGAAGACGAAGCAGGAAGUGGCACCUCAAGAUGAGGCUUCUACUGAUCUUCCAGAUAAGAAACCAGCAGAUGGUCCAGCAGCUUUGAUUUUGUACUUUGGUAGUGCAGAAUCCAUUCCUUCAGUGGAUCGUAUCAACAAUGUGUUCCGUGCUCAUGGAACGAUCAUCGAGGGUCAAACUGAGAUCACCAAGAAAUCAAAGACUGCAAAAGUAGUAUUCUCUAACCAUGCUGAUGCGGAACAAGCCUAUAGCACUUCAGGAAAGUACAAUGCUUUUGGUCCAGCACUUCUCACAUAUGAAAUUAAAUACCUGCCAUCUGCUCCUCAAAUUCCUUAG
This is a messenger RNA of Triticum turgidum subsp. durum (durum wheat), 1230 nucleotides long. Lineage: Eukaryota; Viridiplantae; Streptophyta; Magnoliopsida; Poales; Poaceae. The record is from the annotation of a GenBank genome assembly.